AUGAGAGACGUGCAGUCGACGACCCGUAGACUGGACAGCUCGCAAGAAAAUAUUGCAUCAAUUGAUGCCUGCGGCUACUCCAGUGAAGGAGAAGAGCAGAAGCACCAGCACCAAAGCCAGAAGCCACCCCUGGGCGUCGAGCAGGAGAAGCGACAGCUGCGCCGUUUACAGAGGCAACUGCAGAGAGAGCGGCGACACCGUCAGCAGCUGCAGCUCCACAUGCAGCAGCAGCAGGAUCUGGUCGAGUUCUAUCAGCAGCAGCACAUGCAGUGGCAGCACAUGCUUCAGCAGCAGCAGCAGGAUUUGGCUCAACUGCAGGGACAGCAGUACAUGAUGCAACAGCCAGAGCACCGGCGGCAUCGCGAUGAACCCGCUGCCAGUCCUUUUGCUUUAUAUCCAAGUCAAAGGACUCCAUUUCCAGAGGAGCUUAGGCCCCUUUUUAGCGAAACAGUGAAGGAAGAUACAAUCCACAGCAACCACAGGACUGCAGAAUCUCCCGCCUCACCAUUUUCCUGA
Messenger RNA from Eimeria acervulina, 516 nucleotides. RefSeq lists its product as hypothetical. The transcript is spliced from 2 exons. Bases 1 to 516 code for a protein of 171 amino acids. NCBI's taxonomy places the organism in Eukaryota, Apicomplexa, Conoidasida, Eucoccidiorida, Eimeriidae. The record is from RefSeq and is a predicted model, not a curated record.